AUGGAAGACACGCACACAGAGCAUCAGCCGCUAAUCGACCAGGAGAUGAGCAGACAGGAGGAAGAACAUCAGGUGCCAGAGACACAUGAGGAAGAAGAGAGGCGCCCGGUCGUGCUGUACAAGGGCAUCCAACAGAGGGAGGCCAGCCAGCUGCAGUGCCCCAUCCACAAGGGGCUCAUGCACGACCCGGUCGGCACGGGCAAGUGCAAGCACGUCUUCUGCCGCUCGUGCCUGGCCUCGUGGGCCGCGCUCCAGGGCCACUGCCCGCUCGACGCCCGCCCGGCUCAGCUCGUCCCCGCCGACGCCGCUGUCGAGAAGCUCAACAGCCUCCUCAUCCACUGCAGGUGGGGUGUUGUUCAAGACGAAGAGACUGGCGCAUGGGUGGCGGCCAGCGGCGAGGGCUACUGCCCGGCGCUGAUCACCAUCGGCGACCGCAAGGCCCACGAAGACAGCUGCGCCUACUGCCCUGCGGUUCUGCAGUCGGACGAGGCCACCGGGAGAGCCGCCGGCCAGCUGAUGAACCGGCUGCAGUUCCCGCAGGUGCAGGUCAACGUGGAGGUCAUGCACGCCCUCAGGGAGGAAGACAAGGAAGACGACGAGGAAGAUGAGGAAGACGACCAGGAAGACAUGGAAGACUAUGACAGUGGAGGAGAAGAAACUGAAGUAGAAACUGAAGAAUAUGGAGAAAGCGACGAGGAAAUAAUAGAGACUGAACAGAAGACAGACAAGGAAGAGCUGGAGAGGAUGGCAAGUGCAGCAAAGAAGGGAGGCGAUUUGCCAGCACCUUUCGCGAUUUGGGUAGACGAGGAGGAGGCCACAGAGCUGGCUCAGAAGAGAAGUCAGGAGGUCAAAGCGAGACGUGAGGAAAGGCGGAAGAAGAUGCUGGAGCAACUUAGCCUGCCUGCGUGGCGAAGAGUGUGGUACGAUGAGGAAGACGAGGAAGACGACGAACAGCACAAUCAAUAA
Molecule: messenger RNA, 966 nt
Organism: Acanthamoeba castellanii str. Neff
Lineage: Eukaryota; Discosea; Longamoebia; Acanthamoebidae
Exons: 2
Coding region: 1-966 (321 amino acids)
Biological process (GO): protein polyubiquitination; ubiquitin-dependent protein catabolic process
Molecular function (GO): ubiquitin protein ligase activity
Source: RefSeq, a predicted model, not a curated record